Maniola jurtina (meadow brown) is the source of this 5502-nucleotide messenger RNA. It is a transcript of the gene l(3)76BDm, whose product is annotated as trafficking protein particle complex subunit 8. Gene Ontology annotation, biological process: endoplasmic reticulum to Golgi vesicle-mediated transport; protein localization to phagophore assembly site. The record is from RefSeq and is a predicted model, not a curated record. The transcript is spliced from 19 exons. The coding region runs from base 324 to 4463 and encodes 1379 amino acids. Gene Ontology annotation, cellular component: cytoplasmic vesicle; phagophore assembly site; TRAPPIII protein complex. NCBI's taxonomy places the organism in Eukaryota, Metazoa, Arthropoda, Insecta, Lepidoptera, Nymphalidae.
UUGUAAAUGUCAUUUCGGUUCAUGUUUGGGAUUCAUUAUUUGCUUGUUUUUUUUUUUUUUACUAAAAAGUAAAUAAAAAUGAAGACCGUCCGAACUCCGAGGAAUUUCGUAGUUUGCUAAAUCUUUUCCUAAAAUACGUAUGAAUGUUUUUCAAUAAAGAAGCUCAAGUGUUAUAAUUAGUCAUAGUCACAUUUUUAAGUAUUACUUCUUAAGAAUAACAUGCAAAAAUUGAUUCACCAAACUUAUUAUCUAUAGGUACAUUUUGAAAAUCAAGAAUCUACGGAUAUUUUAAUACUAGAAAGUAAAUCUAACAUCUGUUCGAAAUGAACAAAACUGCCCAAGAGUUCAUUCAAAACUCUUUUUCUCCAAUCAUUGCCACACUAAGCAGCUCUAAAGUGGAGAAUGUUAUUGGCAAAAAUAACUUAACCCUGUCAGAACUACUACAACCGUUUACUACUCUGGAUUGGGAAGGUCAAUUCCGUGAGCCAGGAGGAGGCGUAUGCUCUGUAAAAAAUUUCAACCUAGUAAUAAGAGAUGUUAACUGGAAACCUGUGCAGCCUACUGAGGCAAGACGACAACUUAAUAAUGCAGUCUUAUAUAAUUAUGAUGAAAAAACUGUACCAGUUACUAUAGAGGGGCAUACUAUAGAAAUACCUCAAGCCACACCUUGGUUUGAUGCCUGGAGAGAAGCAUAUUUUGAAGUUCAAUUUCCUUCAGAUCAUGAAUUCACAAAACAUUUCCUGGCUUGUAUUAUUGUUGCAACUACUCUGGAUGACAACAUAAUUGAUGUUUAUAAUGCCUUAAAUCAGCAGUAUGCACAACUACAGAAUGUUACCCCACCUAAAUUACCCAAGUGGUUUAACAAUGCUGUUUUAAAAUCCUAUCUUCUUCUUCAUGAUGUAUCAGCAGUUCCUAAGGAGAAAGCAGAUAAGUCAUUUGAAACAUUAAAAUUAACAUUUGGUGCUACCAACUGCUUUAUGCUAUCAAUAAAUUCUAAGCAAACUGUAGAUCCCAAACUACCAACUGAUUUUUGGGAUAGAUAUUUACAGAGAUCCAGGGUGUUAACUAAUGAUUCUCUGACAGCCUCUCUCCAAGUCCCACCGAUUGAAACUCAAAUCACAUUUCCAGCAGCAAGUGCGACUACUCCAGAUGAGAAAUCAAAUGCAACAACAUCUACAAAUCCUGAAGGUGUACAUCCUCUUAUCACUACCGAUAAUGAUGUUUAUGAUAACGCAAACAGCUUACAGCCAUAUUCGUUUUCUGGCAGUUCAGAAAGUGUUAAUGUGAUCAAAUCCUCUGAAAGUUUAUCUGAAAUCCAUGGAGCUGCGUUAAAUGCGGUGGACAUUGAUGCAAUAAAAAGUUUCUUGCAUGAGUAUACUUCGAAAGCGUUGAUGCCACACUUAGAAAAGCAAAUUACGCAAUUAACCGAAGUUGUUGCAAAUAAAAAAGGUGUGAGUAGAUCUCUCCUAUCAGCUACAAAACGAUGGUUUACAACUGGAAAAUCAGGAGCUACAACAAUCAACAAUACAGUUAUUUACUCGACCGAUUGUGCGGAGCUUCAGUUGCGGCGUUUGGGCGAUCUUUGGUUUCUGUGCGGGCAAUGGCAGCGAGCCUUCGACGCGUAUCACACAGCGAAGCGCGAGUUCUACGCCGACAGUGCAUGGCUGUGCUAUGCGGGCGCGCUGGAAAUGGCCGCCAUCAGCGCUUUCAUGGCAGGAGAGGCCAAUAGAAAAACCUUUGGCUACAUGGAGGAAAGCAUUGUCACUUACCUUAACACUUGUAGAAUGAUACAGUAUGCAGUGCGAGCCACUUUGCUCUCUGUGCCAUGUUUAAUCAAUGCUGGGCUAUACGGCGAAGCAGCCAAGCAACUCAUUCGCAUGACCUCUGAAGACAGCGAUUUACGGAGUGCAAUGCUUCUAGAACAAGCAGCUUUGUGUUUUCUGAAAGGCCCAAGUAAUAAGGUCAUGUCAAGAAAAUAUGCUUUCCACAUGGUGCUCGCUGGGCACAGAUUUUCUAAAGCCGGACAGAAAAAACAUGCAUACAGAUGUUACAAACAAGCUUACCAGGUGUAUGCGGGCAGCGGCUGGCGGCUGUCGACGGACCACGUGCAGUUCGCGCUGGGGCGGCUGGCGGGCGCGCUGAAGCUGCCGCGUGCCGCCGCUUCGUGGCUGGCCGCCCCGCUGGCGCCGCUCUCGCCGCAGCCCUCCGCCCAACAGGACGCCUUCCUUCGCGAGUUCAUGCUCGCGCACCAGCAAUGGGUAGAGACAUCAGAGGAGUACAAAGAGCAUCUUCCAAUCCUGCCUGUGCCUUUGCUAUCUAGCGAGGAAACCGCAGUAUUAUGCGUAGGCACCGCGCCGCUCUCGUCUCCGGGACGGACGCCCGCUUCGUCUCUCUCCUUACCGCCUGCGGCAGACGCGGGCCAGGACGACCCUUACUGGCACAAGCUGGAGGAAGCCCUGCUUCAGGUUGCUCAAGGCAGCGUGCCGAUGAUCUUUAAACCGAGUAUAGAUUUGUAUACACAAAAAACUGAUAGCAAUCCGAUUGUUCCGCAAGGAGAACCAAUCCAAAUUUCAAUAACUUUAUACAACCCAUUAAAGAUUUCAUUACUUUUAAAAGAAAUCGAAUUAUUAUGGCAGUUCACUCCAAAUGUAGAGGAAACAGAAACAACCAACGACGAGGUCUUAAAUAAUGAACCUCUAUUCGCUACGGGGCAAGUUCUAGAGAGCAAUGUGAUACACGGUCAGAAAAUUAAGUCCUUUUUGUUAGAGGGAGAUUGUAAGAGAACAUUGAAUUUCACUGUGAUACCUCUGAAGAUUGGGCAACUAAUUAUUCAAGGAUUAGCCUUUAAAUUGAUAAAUGUUGGAGAGGGCAAACAGAACGAAAACGGUGUGACGGUUUUGGGAAAAUUAAAUUUAGGUGGUAACAACUUUUCGGAUAAACUUCUGCAAAUAAAAGUUAUCCCUCAAGCGCCAUGUUUACAGAUGACGCUGUCUGAAACCAGUGCUGACAUCAUGAGUGGGGAAAUAUUGAACGUAGACGUAGAGUUCCGGAACGUUGGUCCGGUGCCGAUGCGCAACCUGUACUUGGCUGUGUCGCACCCCGACUGUAUGAGCGUGGUUAGCGCCGACGAUACUGUGGAUGAUUUCAAAGUGUUGUAUGAUGACAAAUAUCGCCCACCGCCUGAUUUUUCGGACGAGCGAGCAGCGCGCGCGGAGUGGCGGGCGCGCGCGGCUGCGCGGCGCGUGUCGCUGGUGGCGGCGAGCAGCGCGGCCGCGGGCGCCGCGCGCGCCACGCUGCUGCUGCGGCCGCACGCGCGCGCGCCGCGGCUCUACCUGCUCGCCUACUACGAGACGGGCCAGGCCGCGCGCCCGCACCGCCUGCUGCGACACGUCUUCCGCUUCAAUCCCACUGAGACCGUCGAAAUUAUGGCGACGCCGCGAAGAGGAUUAGGUCAAUCUGGCAAUCGAGUUUUAGAAAAUAUGCAUUUAUCCGUGGAAAUAAAAAACAUAUGCAAUGAGAAAGACGAUAGUGUAACUCUGGAAGUGCUGGAGGCGUCAUUGCUGAGCAGACAGUGGAAGUUCACGCAGCUCACGACCGCAAUUGACUCUGACAAUACCUUAAUCUCCCGAGAGAGAGCUCAUCUUAUACUGAAAAGCGCAAGAAUUCUUGGAGGUAUACCAGAAGGGCAGAUUGAAUAUUCUUGUCUGAAAAUUGCUAAAAAUCACCCCGAAAGUAAAGAUGACAUCAACAAGCCUCCCUAUUCAAAAUUUAUUACAGACGAUACACCUUCAUUAUUUGAUAUGGUCGAUGUAAAUGAAAACAAGGAACAAAGAAGUGGAUUGAUACGCUCUAUGUUCGUUUUGCGAUGGAAGGCGCACAACAAGAAGACUGGCCGUGCAACCAUCGGCCAACAUUGCCUUUGGCUUCACUGCUUCGGUAAAAUGCUUUCUCGUGAAAAAGAAAGGCUACCUCUUGAUACGCUCAACGCCGUGCCGCUUGACGAUAUCGGUACCCGCAUAGAUUUACACGAAACAAAGGGAAAAAGUGAAAAGAAUAAUGUAGUCGUUUUUAGAUUGGAGCAUUCCAAUCAUAUUGACCAUGACUUUAAAGUUAAUAAAUUAUGCAUGAUCCCUGUAGUAAUCAAUAUUGUAAACUGCUAUGGGGUGCCCGUAAAAGUUUUUAUAGAUAUGUCGAGACAACAAAAUAGAGACAAUUAUGGACAACUUGGCUGGGCUGGUGCUUUAAGCAACGGGCUAGACAUAGAGUCAAAAGAUUUGGGUUUAAAUGUUACUCUAGAGAAGUUUGAAUCCCGUCGUGUACAGGUGCAAGCCUUGUGUGCCUCGCCUGGUACUUUCUUGGUGGGCUCCGCGUUCUCCGUAAGCACGCUGCUGGGCGCCGAGAGCCGCGCGACCACCCGCUUCCCCAACAGCGCCUCGCUACUCGUCGUACAACAAGUCGCUUGAAACAUGUUUACAGAUAACUCUGGCCGCGACUUCAUCCGCGUGACAAGAAUUACAGCCUAAAGCAUUUCAGGAUAAUCCAUAUUAUAUUCCUGUCUGAUUCACGAACUUUUCACGAUCUGUUCAAGGGAUUUUGAUGAAAUUUGGUACAGAGAUAGCUUGCAUCCGGUUGUACACAAUCUGCGCCUUGAUUGCGGUAAAAUGACAGCUACAAUGUCACGAUCGCAAUCAACUCUGAUUGGCUCACGCUCACUCUUGGCUACAAUGCAUUGUUGCAACAAGAUUACGAUAAAUUCAGCCAAAGGUUAUACAGUUGUUCACGUAAAGUGAAUCUAAGUGAACUUGUUCACUAGCGAGUGUCGUUUUUGGCGCGGUUUCAAUACUUAAACUAUCAAUAAUUUUAAUUCUUAAUACAGUAGAUCUUCCAAAAAAUAUCAAUGUAGUGGGCUUAUUAUGUAAUAAAGAAUAAUUUAAAACGAUUUCUAAGAAUUCGUCAAAUAGCUAUUGAGAUUGUAAUAAUCAUCGAUCGCAAUCGACCAGCAGUUACCUUCUAAUAUGUCAAUGCAGUUAACUAAACUAAUUUGACAGGUCUAAAUUGAAUGCAAGAAAAUAGUGAAAAGGAUAGCUCAGAUCACUAUAGUUAGACUUGUCAAUUCCGAAUAGUUCCGAGAUUGCGUACAACAGCAUUAGCCACAUUUGCUCCUUUCUAUCCUUGAAAAUCAGAGUUCCCGUGGGAUUUUAAAAAUCUACGUGGAUGAAGUCGUGAGCAUCAUUUCUUAUUAAUAGAUAUUAUACAUAAUUUUGUUAUUAAAUUAUUAUUAUAGUCCCUAUGGAUGUUUACCUAAUCGAAGCUAUAAAUAUUGUUAUUACCUGGCUACCCGUAGUAGGUAAGAUAGGUAAGUAGUAAGUACUACGUAAUAUGUAGGUAUAAUAAUAUACAUAAUUGUUAUAGAAUGUAUUAAUGAUUCGUAACUACCUAUCUUUGUUUAUUUUUAUUGCAUUGGGUUCUAUGAAGAAUACUUUAAAAUAAAAAUUAUCAUUA